ACAAAAUACACUCUCCAAUGGCGUCCUUCGAUCAAACCGCCGCAACAACACCAAACACGACGUUUGUCCAAGCCGACCCUUCUAACUUUCGCGCCGUCGUUCAAAAACUCACCGGCGCCUCCGACAACCCUUCCACCCCCAAACUCCCCCUAACCAUACCUUCCCGCCUCCACCACCACCGCCAAACCACAACCACCACCACCGCAGCCGCAAAGAAACCGCUCUUCAAGCUCCACGAACGGCGGAAGAAGCUGGAACAACUGAACAUAGCAUCAACACAGCAACGUUACUGCAACAGUAGCAGCAGCAUGACGAUGUUCAACGCCAUCAACAUGAACAUGAUGAACAUGAAGAUCAUCUCACCGUACAGGAACAAGCAGCAGACAUCGCCGGUUUCGACGCUGGAUGGUGCGGCGGCGCGUGGGAGUCCGAGAUCGGCGGAGGAAGAAGAAGAAGAGAGGGUAAUUGCGGAGAAAGGGUUCUAUUUGCAUCCAAUUAGCCCUUUGUCUUCAGCCAACACUCCAAGAUCAAGAGGAUCUGAUCCACCUCAACUCUUACCUCUCUUCCCUCUGCAUUCUCCAAACGCUUCUUCUUCUUCUUCUCAUAAUAUUAAUAAUAACGAUAAUUCUUCUUAAUUAUUAUUAUUAUUAUUAUUAUUAGCUUAUGAGCUUUUUUUUUUUUUCUAUAUAUAUGAAUGUAUGAUAAUGUUUGAGAUAGAUUGUUGUUUC
This is a messenger RNA of Arachis stenosperma, 728 nucleotides long. Its product is annotated as VQ motif-containing protein 11-like. The record is from RefSeq and is a predicted model, not a curated record. The transcript has a single exon. Bases 18 to 635 code for a protein of 205 amino acids. Lineage: Eukaryota; Viridiplantae; Streptophyta; Magnoliopsida; Fabales; Fabaceae.